This is a messenger RNA of Culex pipiens pallens (northern house mosquito), 2127 nucleotides long. It is a transcript of the gene Mapmodulin, whose product is annotated as acidic leucine-rich nuclear phosphoprotein 32 family member A. The transcript is spliced from 7 exons. The record is from RefSeq and is a predicted model, not a curated record. Gene Ontology annotation, molecular function: histone binding. Bases 382 to 1551 code for a protein of 389 amino acids. NCBI's taxonomy places the organism in Eukaryota, Metazoa, Arthropoda, Insecta, Diptera, Culicidae. Gene Ontology annotation, cellular component: nucleus.
CACCGUUCGACAAGAAAAAGACUCGACGAAAUAAAAAUCGAGUGUCUUCGAGGGGCACUCUCGAAGGUUUAAAGGUGUAGUGGUGCGCAAAAGAACUCACGUCAUACGUCGUCGGUCGGUGUACGCGAGUUUGACUUGCGAGUUGUAAAAGACGACUGUGUGAGCUUUCUGGCGAUAAUUUCGGCGGAAUAAUUUGGCCCGGAAAAAGUCGGUUUUUCGCGUGUUUGGAGUGGUUUAGGCUGGUGGAAGCGUAAUCGGUGCGUGGUGCGUGUGGAUUACCGUCGAAGGAGACUUCCGGAAGUGGCAGCGGGACCGAGUCUGAGACCUCAGGGGGCCAGGCCAACUUAAGGACAUAAACGUCACAGCAGCAGCAAAACAACAAUGGAGAAGCGAGUAGCGCUGGAAAAACGCGGCCUGCCAGAUGACCAGAUCACCGAGCUCAUCCUGGACAACUGCCGCAGCACAAACAUCGAGGGCCUUACGGACAGCUUCACCGCGCUCGAGGUGCUCAGCCUGAUCAACGUGGGCCUCACGUCGCUCAAGAACUUCCCCAAGCUGCCGGCGCUGCGCAAGCUCGAGCUGUCCGACAACCGCAUCUCGAACGGGGUCAGCCACCUGGCGGGCAGCCCCAAGCUGACACACCUGAACCUGUCCGGCAACCGGAUCAAGGACUUUGACGAGCUGAAGCCGCUGAAGGAGCUGGAGAAUCUGGAGGUGCUGGAUCUGUUCAACAACGAGGUCACCGCCACCGAGAACUACCGGGACAAGAUCUUCGAGCUGAUCCCGUCGCUUAAGUAUCUGGACGGCUUCGACCGGGAGGACACGGAAGCGCCCUCGGAUGAGGAGGACGAAGCCAACGGCGGUGGCGAUGACGACGAUGAAGCCGCAUGUUUCUCCAUCAACGGGAUCGACAUCGAUCUGGACGAACUGGAGCGGUUCGAGGCCCGGCUGAGGCAGAAACGUGCCGUCGUUGAAGAGGCCGUCAACGGGCUAGAGUCCCGGUUGGGUCAGCUCGAGCUGAGGCUCGAUGCGGAUGAAGAAGAGCAAGAAGACAAAUCCGAAGCCCAUGCUGCCGACGAUAGGGACGAUCUAGACGAGUUGUACGAAGAGAUACAGCGAAAAAACGAAUCCGAAAGUGCCGUCGCACGCAGUGAAAACCCCCCGUCGCUGGGGGCACUGCUGGUCGCGUUCCUCUCCCUGUUAGCGUUCCUCAAUCAGAUCUGCUUCGUUCAGCGGAACCAGCAGCUGAUGGAGAACGUCGAGCUGGAUGAUUCCUCCGAUUAUGAUGAGGAAGACGACAAUGAUAUCUCGCUGGCCGAUGUCUACAAUGACAACCUCGAGGAGGACGGUUCGGACUGGAACGAGGAGGACGGCGAGGGUGACGACGACGUUGACGAGCCCACGGACGAUGAGGAGCAUGAUGGCGAAGGCGACAGUGACGGUGAGGCUGCUGGCGGCGAAGGUGCAGAAGAGAAGGCUUCCUCGGACGCUGAGGGCGCAGAUGCCGAAGCCAGGGGUAAGAAGCGGAAACUGGACGGUAACGACGGUUAAAUCGCAGACCGUUUGUAUUCUUCUUUUUCGAAAAACAAACAAAAAACACACACCCCCUUUUACUUUAAUUAUUAUCGAUAGUGGUAACCGUAAGUUUCGACUGUAAGAAUACAAAAUAAUACUAUAAAGAAAGCGGAAGGUUUAAAACAAAAACACAAAAAAAGAAUCCAGGAAUGAAAGUAUAAAAACCACAAAUUUACAAUAAAAAGAGCAAAAAACCAAUUGUAGCGAAGCAAAACGUGCGGCAUUCACAUUUACAGAAAAUCAAAUCGCGAUCACCUCUGUCACACACAAACACACACACACGGUAGUAGCAGCAGUAUAAAAGAGGGAAGUAAGAGAUUAGUAGGAAAGAGAUCGCGUUCGUGCGCGUGUGUUGCGGUUGCGAUUUUUACGCGCAAUCAGAGCCAGAAUUUAGAAAGACAGUCUUAGAGAUUUUGACACACAAAAACACACCAACACUCACACUUCUUAUAGCGAAAGCAACGUGUAUUGACGAUGUGCUGAACUCGAGUCAGUUAAACUUUUAUUUGUUGAAUAAAUUCAUACGUCACAAGCGCCAAGCUGUAACAUAAA